CGGUUUGUCAAUGGCACCCGGACACUUUCUGAGCCAUAACUAUGCUUAACAAUUUAUCUUCUCGUGCGUGGAUAUAUUGGUUAUCUCAGAAGGUGUUUAUUUAAUUUAGUUUUAUUCAUUUUUGUUAGUGUUUUUUGAUUGGAAGCGAGCAUGUGUCUUGGCUCGCCUGGAUCGCAGAGGUGCCACCGGGAGUGAGGAGGGCAACAUGCGCCGCUGGGAAAUGCUUUUACACCGGGAGAUUUAUGGAAUAUAGCCCGGUUUGCCACAGCUUCUGGUCGAGCCCCGUGAAGAAGAAGCUACUUUUGCUCAGCAUCAUGUUUUUAAUUUGGGUUUACAUGCUGUACUCCUGUGUGGGCUACUGUUCCACCAUGCCAAGUUUGGUGGUGGACAGUUAUCGGGGCAAGGAGAGCGCGUCGCUGGGCAAGAGGGGGACAGAGAGCGGGGGUCUUGUCUCCAGACUUUUAGCCAAACCUCAACCCUGGGAGGAUAUUGAGUCGGACUAUGAGGAGCCAUCAAUACGGACAGCAUCCAGAGAUCUCCUGGACACUGAUCGGACUGAGGACUGGGACGAGCCGAGGAUCUUAGGGGGUUUGGGGGCGAGAGGGGCCGCGGAGCCGAGCGCGAUGUCCAGCUUCUCCUCCGGGGCCGGGAGCAAGAAGCUGCCCCAGGCCAUCAUCAUCGGGGUGAAGAAAGGAGGUACCCGGGCUUUGCUGGAGUUUCUGCGGGUGCACCCUGACAUCAGAGCCGUGGGAGCUGAGCCGCACUUCUUCGACCGCAACUACGAGAACGGACUGGAGUGGUACAGAGAGCUGAUGCCCAAGACUUUAGAGGGCCAGAUCACCAUGGAGAAGACCCCCAGCUACUUCGUCACUAGGGAAGCUCCGGCCCGGAUCUCCGCCAUGUCCCGGGACACCAAACUGAUCGUGGUGGUCCGGGACCCCGUGACCAGAGCCAUCUCAGACUACACGCAGACUCUGUCCAAAAAGCCAGACAUCCCUUCUUUCGAGAGCCUCACCUUCAAAAACAGGACUACGGGCCUGAUCGAUACCUCCUGGAGCGCCGUGCAGAUCGGGAUUUACGCCAAGCACCUGGACAACUGGCUGCAGCACUUCCCCAUGGAGCAGCUGCUGUUCGUGAGCGGGGAGAGGCUGAUCAGCGACCCGGCCGGAGAGCUGGGCCGCGUGCAGGACUUUCUGGGACUCAAACGCAUCAUAACAGACAAACACUUUUACUUUAACCAGACCAAGGGCUUCCCAUGUCUGAAGAAGGCCGAGGGCAGCAGCAAGCCCCACUGCCUGGGCAAGACCAAAGGGCGCACCCACCCCAACAUAGACCCCGAGGUGGUGCAGAGGCUACGAGACUUCUACAGACCCUUCAACCUCAAGUUCUAUCAGAUGACGGGGCAGAAUUUUGGUUGGGAUUGAUGUGAAAUCACCGGACUACUUUUUUUUAUUUUUUUCUGUUAAACCAUGGCAAAAUGUGGAAAUAUUGCUAUAUAUAUGUAAAAUGUACAGAAAUCUAUUUUAUAAUAAUUUAUUUUUUAUUUCUAAGCAAUUAAUUCACUAAGCUGCCUAACCAUAUUUGUACAUAACAUCCGGCCCUUGUGUCUUGUUUUGAAACAUUCCUCCAUUUUGUAUUGUUAUAUGUCGUGGUCCUCUCUUGUUGUCCUGUCAACUCAGUGAAUUAAAUGGUGCUUUUAAAAAUGCAGAUAAUCGGCGCAGACUGAAGGUAUAAUGUAAAGCAUCAUAUUACGGGUACGGAGCGCCCUCAGAGGAGUCCAUGUAUGUGCGUUUUGACUUGAUCAUAUCCUCAUCACAUUACGCUAAGUGCAUCUUUCAAAGCAUUUCACAUCUACACCGCUUCCCAUCUGCCCCUCACAACCAGCGUCCACGUCCGUCCACUCAAUCGCGGGUCGAUCAAUAACCCUAAUUGAUCUCCAUUGUGUCACUUCUGUUUAAAGUACACAGCGGCCCUCUCAUUCUAAGUGCUCCGACUGCUCGCUCCAAUGAACCGCCCAUCCAUCAUGCUCCGAAUCCUAUCCGCGUCCCCGUACGAAUCGUGUUGGCGCUGUACUAAUCUCAUAAAGGUAACUGGCUGAUCGAUACCGUCCCGUUCGCUAACUCCCCAUUAGGUCUAUAACGCUGGCUCAGAUCCAGGCUCCUGCCCUUUCUCCGGAGUUCAAAGGUCACGCAAAGUCAGAAUCAAAUUUUACUGAUAGCCAUUUCAUUUAGUGCAGGUAUUUAAAGCCGGUUUCGUUUAAUCUAAUUCCACCACGGAUGUCUUCUCGUCCUGGGAGGGCAGAUAAGAAAUUCCCUUAAAGGCCUGCUUUGGUGAACUACACUAGAAUCUGUUUUAUCUGUUGCAGAGGUCUGUCUUUGCAGUACCUUUUCAUGGCAGACUGCAGAUGCUUAGAACCCCAUCAACCACAAGGAGCAGGGUUCCCACGGUCAUGGAAAUCCUGGAAAAGUCAUGGAAAUUGAAUACGUAAUUUUCCAGGCCUAGAAAUGUCAUCGAAAUUUGUAGUUACAGUGAAAGUUUUGGAAAUGUCAUUGAAUUUUAGUGUAUCUUUCACUGAACUACAGCGUUCUGUUUGAUUAUUUACGAACAUCGGCGCCUUAUUUUUAAAAGAGACGACAAUAAAUGCACUGACAAGAUUUUGAAUGUUAAAAAACUAUAAUACCAAACCAUAAGGUGAGUGGAAAGGGUUAACAUUUCAUAAUUAACCUUAAACGUCUGAUCAAUUCUAAAAGUUAUGGAAAUGUUUUGAAAUUUUGUCAGUGAAAAAGAGUGGGAACCCUAUAGGAGGUCCUUACAAAAAAUAAUUACUUAAACUACUCCAGCUUUGUAAAUUUAUUGUCAAAUAUAUAUUGAAUUGAAAAUAUCAGAAGUUUUAGAAAUAAAGGGUCCCCAAAAUAAUCUUGCAUUGCGCCCAAAAAAAAGCUGGAAACGGCCCUGGUUCUAUUCUAAUUUUUGCAUCACAACCAAACAACAAAUACAAUCGCUACAACUGCAAUUGGAAUUUUUAUUUAUCUAUUUUUUUUUUGUCUUCUACAUUCAAUACUUGUUUUAAUAUAUCGGAGCUUAUUACAAAUGCAGGCUUAUAAGGGAUUUGGAGAAAUGCAGUGGUCUGUCUGUCAGUUGUCAUGAUUAAAGAUAAGCUUACAUUCAUGGUUAUUGGAAAUUUCACUUCCUUUUGCCGUACCAUCCUCCACCGUCAUACUUAAUGCCUUAUUGCCUGUCACGACACCACAUCUCAUCAACCUCUUUUACAUCUCAAACCUUUACGUGUUGCCAAAAACUCCUGGUUCAUCCACAUGACAAACUCUGUAUGUUUUGUAUUCACUCAUGCAUCGCUUCGUUGUGUGUUGUUAUCUUUCUACUUGAAUUCUUGAUAUGCAAGACAGAGAAAACGCAUAGUUAUCCAGAUUUGUUAAAAGGGCGCUACAUUGAGCUAUGCAUCUCUAUUUGGGAUCAUGGAAAGGGAUUUUUUUUAAUAGGUGGUUUUUGAUUGAAUGUACACCAUUGCUACCACAAAUCACUGUUUUUAGUUCAAGUUCUUUUUUUAAUAUUGGAAAAUGUUGUGCCUCUUUCACCGUUCAGCCAAACACCUUCACACAGUCAGCCAUUUUGUUGUUGUUUUCAAGUUGGAACCAUUGACUGGGUUAACCUCAAAACCAAUGUGUGAGAUUUGGGGUAAUGGGGGCUUGGCGCAUUGUACGUCUUGUUAGUUUUGUAGCCGAAAGCCUCCAUCGCCUCUUAUAUUGACCUUAUUUCAAACUUUGCAUGGGCCCCGCCGUCGUCAUUUUUCGGGUUGCGUUAUUUUGCAUGGGGCUGCUGAUUUCAACCAUAGACUGUAUAAAGAAGUGGACUAAGUGAGCGUGAUGCCAUAGUGUUUUGUUCCAGUCAAAUGAAGCUCAUAGAGGCCUGCAGUUAUGAAACUUGGCUCCACAUUCGCUCCAGAUUAAGAAUAGGAAUUAAUUUAUGGAUAAAAUAGCAAAAUAAAAACACCAUGAUCAUUUUGGGUCAAUACGAACAUUUGAAGACCGAAAUGAGGAGUCUGACAGUAGCAGUUACAGAGAGAGGGAUGACUCAAUUCCAAGAGUCAAUGGACCCCGAAGUGCACCCAUGCUCACUUCCUAUUUGGAGUGGUUACCUAUGUCCAUUUAUAUUUUCAGUCUAUGAUCUCAACAAAUCAGCAAGUUGCUAAUGCAUUGAUGACUUGUUGGUGCACAUGAACAUUGGGACAUUUUAGCACAAACCAACUUAUUUUACAUAAUAUUUUAGGAGCGAAACUUCAAAUUCAACUCAAAUUCUCCAUUGGAAUUAAUGGGAUUCCCCUUUAACCCGAUGUGCGUAAGUGGGUGGGGCGGAAUAAGGUCAAUACUUUAGUGCAAUGUUUAAAUCAGAUUAAGCAUUUACGAUGGUCUGUAUCUAGGUUCACAUACCGUUCUCAAAAUUCCAGACGUAAAAAGAAAAAAAAUAAUUAAAAUCUCCAAAAUACAUAAUUCUGCGCUCAUGGGUUCAUUCCAUGCUGCUGCGUCUGUUACGGUUGAGUUUUAUUCAACCAGAUUUAAGAUCAAAAACAUGAGAAAAUGUUUGUCUUACCCUCAUAUAAUAUGUAUUUAGCCUAGCAGAUCGGUAUGUACAAAAGAGGACAUGUAAAUCGAAUAUUUUGUGGUAUGUUCAUCAAAGGAAUUAAUUUUACACAAUGCAAGAGUGAAAUGGGAGAGAUGUUUCUAGAUGAUUAAAUACUGAACAUUCAUAAUAUUUC
Molecule: messenger RNA, 4771 nt
Organism: Boleophthalmus pectinirostris (great blue-spotted mudskipper)
Lineage: Eukaryota; Metazoa; Chordata; Actinopteri; Gobiiformes; Gobiidae
Gene: hs3st3b1b
Product: heparan sulfate (glucosamine) 3-O-sulfotransferase 3B1b
Exons: 2
Coding region: 243-1424 (393 amino acids)
Molecular function (GO): [heparan sulfate]-glucosamine 3-sulfotransferase activity
Source: RefSeq, a predicted model, not a curated record